AUGGCUAUUACUUUAGAGGACUUGAAAGCACUAUUGAGGGAGCAAAAAGAGGAAAUCUUUCAGAAUAUAAACGAAGCUACAAAUAGGGUCAUCAAAAACACCGAUGAAAAAGUAGGGAUUAUUUCUGAAAAGGUUGAGAAACUAGAAAAAAUGGUGGAAAUGCAGGAAACGGUUAUCCAAAAACAAGAAGCUAUGUGCCUGAACCAAGAAAAAAGAAUUACUCAGCUUGAAUUAGGUUUGAGGAAAAAUAAUGUGAUUAUGUUUAAGGUAGAAGAAACAGAAAAAAACGAGGAAGAACUCAAUAGUUUAGUUAUUAAAAUCUUAAAUAAUAGCAAUGAAGAUUUUAAAUUAGUAUCAAACGAUAUUGAAAGUUGCUUUCGUUUAGGGAAAUCCUCCGAAGGGAAGAAUAGACCAAUACAAUCAAGAACAACUACAACUAAAGCAACAACAACAAAAACAACAACACCAACAACAACAACAGCAACAACAGAAACAACAACAACAGCAGCAACAACAUUAUCAACAACAGCACCACCAACAAAAACAACAACAACAUAAACAACAACAACAUAAACAACAACAACAUUCACAACAACAAAACCAACAAAAACUCCAACAACAAAAUCAACGGAACGAGCAUCAACAGCAACAACAACUACUACUACUACAACAACAACAUCAACAACAACAACCACUACUGCGACAACAACAACUUCACCAACAACAACAUCACUAACAACAAAAUCUGCAACAACAACAUCACCAACAACAACAUCACCAACAACAACAUCACCAACAACAACAUCACCAGACAAUGAAUCAAGAACAACUACAACUAAAGCAACAACAACAAAAACAACAACACUAACAACAACAACAGCAACAACAUUAUCAACAACAGCACCACCAACAAAAACAACAACAACAUAAACAACAACAAUAUAAACAACAACAACAUUCACAACAACAAAACCAACAAAAACUCCAACAACAAAAUCAACGGAACGAGCAUCAACAGCAACAACAACUACUACUACUACAACAACAACAUCAACAACAACAACCACUACUGCGACAACAACAACUUCACCAACAACAACAUCACUAACAACAAAAUCUGCAACAACAACAUCACCAACAACAACAUCACCAACAACAACAUCACCAACAACAACAUCACCAACAACAACAUCACCAACAACAACAUCACCAACAACAACAUCACCAACAACAACAUCACCAACAACAAAAUCACCAGCAACAACAUCACCAACAACAACAUCACCAACAACAACAUCACCAACAACAACAUCACCAACAACAACAGCACCAACAACAUCACCAACAACAACAUCACCAACAACAACAUCACCAACAACAACAUCACCAACAACAACAUCACCAACAACAACAUCACCAACAACAACAUCACCAACAACAACAUCACCAACAACAACAUCACCAACAACAACAUCACCAACAACAACAUCACCAACAACAUCACCAACAACAACAUCAUCAACAACAACAUCACCAACAACAACAUUACCAACAACAACAUUACCAACAACAACAUCACCAACAACAACAUCACCAACAAAUACAUCAACAACAACAUCACCAACAACAGUCACAACAAUACCAGCAGCACCAACAACACCAAAAACAACCAACCCAACAACAUCAACAGGAACAACAACACCGUCGAAAACAACACCAACAACAACAAGCACAACAACACCAACUACAGCAACAACAAAAUCACCAGCAACAACCAGAACUAUAUCAAUAACAAAAGCAGCAGCUCCAACAACACAAACAACUACAGCCGCAACAGGAAUCAGAUACUUAUUCUUUUUGUAG
Messenger RNA from Episyrphus balteatus (marmalade hoverfly), 1863 nucleotides. RefSeq names its product mucin-2-like. The transcript has 4 exons. NCBI's taxonomy places the organism in Eukaryota, Metazoa, Arthropoda, Insecta, Diptera, Syrphidae. The record is from RefSeq and is a predicted model, not a curated record.